This is a messenger RNA of Calliphora vicina (urban bluebottle blowfly), 2893 nucleotides long. RefSeq lists its product as uncharacterized. Lineage: Eukaryota; Metazoa; Arthropoda; Insecta; Diptera; Calliphoridae. The record is from RefSeq and is a predicted model, not a curated record. Gene Ontology annotation, biological process: proteasome-mediated ubiquitin-dependent protein catabolic process; multicellular organism development. Gene Ontology annotation, cellular component: cytoplasm. Gene Ontology annotation, molecular function: zinc ion binding; ubiquitin conjugating enzyme binding; ubiquitin protein ligase activity. The coding region runs from base 481 to 2685 and encodes 734 amino acids. The transcript is spliced from 3 exons.
AAUACACAAAACAAAUAGAAUUUUUAUAUGAAUAAUUAUAACAAUAAUUUUGAUGUGAAUAAAUAAUACACUCAUAAAAGAAAUAAUUUAGCUGUCUAUAGUUUGGUUACCUUUUGAAGUGUUUUAUUGAUAAGAUAUAAACCAAUUAUUAAACAGAGAUAUCAACAAUAACAAAAAGUAAAUAAAAUAAAAUUGAAUUCAAAGAGGGCCCAACCAACAAUAGCACUCAAUAGUAUCAGGCCGUCGUCAUUUAAAGUUUUCAAUUUGACACUCAUAACGUUUUAAUAAACUGAACGGUUAACAAGCAUAAAACGGUUAAUUGAUAAAUACAUGGUUAAGAGUAAAUGGUGUUAUUUAUAAGCUAAUUAGUUAUUAUUUGCUAAAAAUCGUACCCAUAAACACCUAAAUAGUAUACACAAUCAUUACAAAAUUAAAAAAAAACAAACAAUAAUCAAAAAUAGCAUUCCUAAAUUUGUAAAUAUGAAUACGAUUGAAGAAAGCACUGAAAUCUCCCAAACGCAGGGAGAACAACUCAAUGGCAAAACUUCAACGAUAACAACUAAAAAAAUUACCACUAGUUCUUCCAGUUCCCACAAUUCGACAACAUCAGCCACUAACGGUGCUGCCUCACCAACAAAUGGUUCUCCUACCUCUCCUGUAAACGGCCUAAGUACUUCUUCAUCCGAGGAUUAUUUGGAAGAUUUGAAAAUCAUUGGUCAUCUCAAAAACAUUGAGAAACUAAAUGAAAAACGUCGAAUCUUCUUAUCGAACUCCCUAACGUCCGAAUAUCAAAGUGAUGAAAAAUCUGAAACGCAAACAAAGCAAACCGAAAACGGUGCUGACGUUGGCGAUGUACAGUAUUCAGCGUACAACGAGAAAAGAACUUUGUUGCAAGAACAAAAGAUCGACAACAACAACAAGUCUGAAGUGGAUACGCUAUUAUUACAAAAAUAUGCAACUCUUCCACUAAAGACGCCGCGUUCGCCUAUGACACCACCACCUAAACCUCCCAUGCUAAGUCGUACACGUAGCAUUGGUGUAGGUGAUAGUCUCUCGUAUAAUUCUUCUCUAGCGUCUCCUCCUCCAACGCCAAAGUUUGCGCCUCCACCGACGCCCAAUUCGACUUUAACAACUACCAAUAUCCAGAUCCAACCAACCGCAAGUACAAUUGUAACGUCAACCAAACUGGCGGAACCUGUAAAAGUUACCUGCAUUCAAUUGAACGACACGGCUAAACUCAAUGACACCAUGGACAUUGAAGGCGAUGCUGUGGUCUUAAGAUCGAGUCUGAUGCCCGAGAAUAUGAAUGGACCAUCGAUAACAUCGUCUCCAUCAUCGUCUAAGGAAAUAUCUACUAAACAUUAUGAGCGCAUCAUUGAAGAGCUCAAGUGUCCGGGCUGUGCUUAUCCCAUGAAGUCGCCGGUGUAUUUGUGUAAAACUGGUCACAGUGUUUGUGAUCAAUGUACAAGGAUUUUAUUGCUGUGUCCACUGUGUAAGGAAGGCUUCACCAAUAUACGAUCUCUGACAGUAGAGGCUUUAUGCUCCAAGGCCCAUUUCAAAUGUCAAAAUGCCUCUGGCGGCUGUACGGUGCGCUUGCAAAUUGAUUUACUGUCUUGGCAUGAGAAACAAUGCAUUUACAAGCCCAUGAAGUGUUUCAUGGGCCGUGUUUGGGGUGAUUGCCUGUGGAAUGGACGAGAGGCAUUUUGGAAAGAUCAUUUGGAUGAAGAGCAUUCAAGUAAAGUUUUUACCAGCCCAACAGUGGAUCUGGUAUGGGAUAUGACUGGCAAACAGAAACCCUUGUCCGGUUACUAUGUAUUCCAAGUGUUUAAUGAAAUGUUCAAUUUCUAUGAGGUGUACGACAAGGAAAGAAUACUCUUCACAAUGACUUGUACUUCGACGCAAAAGGAGAAGAAACAUCAAUUUGCCUUCGAGGUAACUUUGAUAAGUGAGGACAAUGAAGCUUUGUCGAUAACACAAAAAUUCCCGGUGCACAGUGAAUAUGACAAGGACAUUUUGGCUGAAGGCACCUGCAUUAGUUUUCUCUUAACGGAUUUGGCUAAAUUUUUAGAUGAGGACAGGUUAUUGCAUUAUCGUGUGCGAGUUUUAGAAGUUAAAUCUCCUAGAAGAUCUCGUGCCUUACGUGCCAUUAGCCCUGACAAUGGCAACCAUCCCAUAGACUUUCAAUUGACUCAAAUUCAGGGUGUGAAUUUAAAAAAGGUACCCUCAGAUGUUAUACUUACCAGACGUCUCGAUGACAUACCAUUCGCCGAUACUGCUUCCACGGUGGCCAGCACCAACGAGGCAACGUCCGAAGAUGAAAUGGAUAAAAUGAAACGUGAAUAUUAUCAAUCAGUUGAGGCCAAAAAGAAACGUGACAGUGAUGACUCUGAUACAGAUCCAGAAUUUGAAGCAUUCAUUGCCAAAAAAUGGGGUACACCUCAGUUACAUUUCAAUCGUAAAUACCUUAAACCAAAUGCUACAUCAAGUGAUGGUUCUUCCAGUGAAGAGCAUCCCCUAUCGCCCAGAAGUCCAACCGCCGCUGAUAAAAUCUCUAUAACAAGUGUCAGUUAUAAGAAACGUGUAUCGAAUACACUGCGUAAAAGUUUUCGUUCUUUAAAGUCGGAUUUAAUUGAAAUGAAACCAUUUGGUAAGAAAUCUUCUCCAGAGAAAAGAAUCACUGAGUGAACGAAGAACAUAUCUGUUAUUCUUUUCAUAUUAUUAUGUUGUUAUUAUAUACGUAUGUAUGUAUGUUUGUAUUUUAUAAUUUAAGACUCCAAGCCAUGUAUUUAUAUUAUUAUUUAAAAAAAAUGAAUUUUAAGACACCAAGCAAUAUUUUUCCAAUGAUUUUACGUUAAUAAAUGGUUGUUAUAAUAAAUAUUACUAGAAAUUAAAA